AUGUUAGAACAGCUUUUAAUCUUCACACGAGGAGGAUUAAUCCUCUGGACAUGCAAAGAGAUCGGAAACGCUCUCAAAGGAUCACCGAUCGACGCCUUGAUCCGAUCAUGCCUCCUUGAGGAACGAUCCGGCGACGUUUCGUUUAACCACGAGGCCUACACUCUCAAGUGGACGUUCCACAAUGAUCUCGGACUCGUCUUCGUCGCUGUUUAUCAGCGGAUUCUCAACUUGCUCUACGUGGAUGAUCUGCUCUCCAUGGUGAAGGAAAGCUUCUCUGAGAUCUACGAUCCUAAACGAGUGACGUAUGAUGAUUUCGGCGAGACGUUUAGGCAGCUGAGGAAGGAAGCUGAAGCUCGUGCUGAGGAGUUGAAGAAGACGAAACAAAUUGGAAAGCCUGUGAGCAGUGUUAAGAAGCAAGGGCAGGUCACAAAGACUGGUCUUGAAGGUGGAAACAGAAAGAUCAGCGAGAAUGGCUCGAAGAAAGAUGAUGGAGAUGGUAACAAAGCGAAAGUCGGUGGCUUGACUAAUGGUCAUUCCAAUGGUAAUCAUAAGAUGGAAGAUGAUGAUGAUUCUCAGGAGGGUGAUCUCGCUAACGGUAAAGAAAACACGACUGAUAACGUUGGAGUUGAUUUAAGCAAACUUCAGAAACUAAGGAGUAAAGGAGUUAGAGGUAGAGGAGGAGGUGUAAGGAAAGCUGACAGUAUAGGUAAUAAUAAGGUUUCCAAGGUAGCUGCUGUGGAACCAGCCAAGAAGGCGACGAAGAAGAAUAGGGUUUGGGAUGAUGCGGCUCCUAAGCAAGCGAAACUGGACUUUACGGACUCCGUCGGUGAAAACGGGGACAAUGAUCAUGUAGAUAUUGUGGCUGCUGACCAAGGAGAAAGUAUGAUGGACAAGGAGGAGAUUUUAAGCAGUGAUAGCGAGAGUGAAGAUGAUGAUGAACUACAGAGUGAUGAGAAGCCUGAGGCUAAAAAGAAAGGCUGGUUCUCUUCCGUCUUCCAGAGUAUUACUGGGAAGGCGAAUCUUGAAAGGACUGACCUUGAACCGGCUUUGAAAGCUCUGAAGGAACGGCUCAUGACCAAGAAUGUGGCUGAAGAGAUAGCUGGGAAGCUUUGUGAAUCAGUUGAAGCGAGUCUUGAAGGAAAGAAGCUGGCAUCGUUCACAAGGAUCUCUUCAACCGUUCAGGGAGCAAUGGAGGAUGCUCUGGUUCGUAUAUUGACUCCGAGACGCUCCAUUGACAUAAUGAGAGACGUUCAUGCUGCCAAAGACCAGAGGAGACCUUACGUGGUCGUGUUUGUUGGAGUCAAUGGAGUUGGGAAAUCCACCAAUCUGGCCAAAGUGGCGUAUUGGCUUCAGCAGCAUAAGGUCAGUGUGAUGAUGGCUGCUUGUGACACAUUCCGUUCUGGAGCUGUUGAGCAGUUAAGGACUCAUGCUCGUAGGUUACAGAUACCGAUAUUUGAAAAGGGCUAUGAGAAGGAUCCAGCAGUGGUUGCUAAAGAAGCCAUACAAGAAGCAACUCGAAAUGGAUCCGAUGUUGUUCUUGUUGACACAGCUGGUCGUAUGCAGGACAAUGAACCUUUGAUGAGAGCUCUGUCAAAGCUCAUUAACCUCAAUAGCCCGGACUUGGUCUUGUUCGUUGGUGAAGCUCUAGUUGGAAACGAUGCAGUGGACCAGCUCUCAAAGUUUAAUCAGAAACUUUCGGAUCUCUCCACUUCUGGGAACACAAGAUUGAUUGAUGGAAUUUUACUGACAAAGUUUGAUACCAUUGACGACAAGGUUGGAGCAGCGUUGUCUAUGGUUUACAUAUCGGGAGCACCGGUUAUGUUCGUGGGUUGUGGCCAGUCUUACACUGACCUGAAGAAGCUCAAUGUCAAAGCCAUAGUCAAGACACUUCUCAAGUGA
This is a messenger RNA of Microthlaspi erraticum, 1899 nucleotides long. The record is from the annotation of a GenBank genome assembly. Lineage: Eukaryota; Viridiplantae; Streptophyta; Magnoliopsida; Brassicales; Brassicaceae.